This is a messenger RNA of Melopsittacus undulatus (budgerigar), 1532 nucleotides long. RefSeq names its product angiopoietin like 3 (gene ANGPTL3). The coding region runs from base 1 to 1413 and encodes 470 amino acids. The record is from RefSeq and is a predicted model, not a curated record. Gene Ontology annotation, biological process: cholesterol homeostasis; triglyceride homeostasis; phospholipid catabolic process. The transcript is spliced from 7 exons. NCBI's taxonomy places the organism in Eukaryota, Metazoa, Chordata, Aves, Psittaciformes, Psittaculidae.
AUGAACAUCAUUCUAGUCUUUCUGUUCAUUGCCCCACUUGCUCUUUCAGCUGGAGCUGAAAAGGAUUCUUCCUCCUUUGAUCCUGCUUUAUCUCCCGAGACAAGAUCAAGAUUUGCCAUGUUAGAUGAUGUUCGAAUCUUAGCCAAUGGACUCCUUGAGCUUGGGCACGGUCUUAAAGACUUUGUCCAUAAGACAAAGGGGCAGAUGAAUGACAUCUCUGAAAAACUUUACAUUUUUGAUAGGUCCUUUUAUGAGCUCUCACUGCAAACGAGUGAAAUCAAAGAAGAAGAAGAACAGCUCAGACAAACUACAGCCAGACUGCAAAUCAACAAUGAAGAGAUAAAGAAUCUCUCCCGGGAGAUGAAUUUGAAGAUUGAAGACCUCAUACAAAACAAAAUCCAGCUGCAAGAGAAAGUAUGGGGACUGGAAGACAAAGUCACUAAACUGGCCAUUACCCAGCCUUCAAUGGAAGAGACAAAGGAAAUUUCUUCACUCAAAGCUUUCGUGGAGCAGCAGGACAAUGACAUCAAGCAGCUUCUCAAAGUUGUAGAGGACCAGCACACAGAACUCAACCGACAGCACAACCAAAUACUGGAGCUGGAGAACAAGCUAAACCACAUUGAGCUCCAGGAACACGCAGAGAACUCCUUCGUGGAGGAGCUCACAGAACCAGAGGACACCCCUGUCCCUGUGCACAACACCACGGCUGUAACAUACAGAUCUGAUGGUACCGCUUCUGACUGCACUGCACUUUACAACAGUGGCACGCGGUCCAGUGGUGUCCACACUAUUAAGCCCAAUGGCUCCGAAGCUUUUGAUGUCUACUGUGAAAUGAAAUUUGGCAGUUCCUGGACUGUAAUCCAGAAGAGAGUGGAUGGAUCACUAGAUUUCAACCGAACCUGGGAUGCCUACACAAAUGGCUUUGGUGACCUCAAUGAGGAAUUCUGGCUCGGCCUCAACAAGAUCUAUUCCAUUACUAAGCAAGGAGACUACAUCUUACGGAUAGAGCUGCAGGACUGGAAAGAUAAUAAACGUUACAUCGAGUAUGCAUUCAGUUUGGGAGGCCCCGAAACAGACUACACCCUCCAGCUUUCACGGAUGUUUGGGAGCAUCCCCAAUGCCCUGCCAGAGGAGACAGAACUGCGGUUCUCAACUGCAGACCAUGAAGCAAACAUCACAAAUGACUUCAACUGCCCAGAAAACUACCUAGGAGGCUGGUGGCACAGUGAAUGUGAGGAAACCAAUCUGAAUGGGAAAUACGUCACACCAAGGUCCAGAGUAAGACCAGAGAGAAAGAAAGGCUUAUACUGGAAGCCUAAGAAAGGAAGAUACUACUUGCUCAAGUCAACCAAAAUAAUGAUACACCCAACAGAUCUAAAGAGUUUUGACUUUACUCAACCCAAUGUAAUUUAAUCCAGAACAUACACACUGAACAUUACUACAUCAAAGAAGUUCAUGUUAUGUUUAAUAACAGAUGCAUGUCUAAAUCCAUACACUGUAUGGUGUAUUCUCCAAUACAUAAAACUGAGGCA